Molecule: messenger RNA, 692 nt
Organism: Pogoniulus pusillus (Red-fronted tinkerbird)
Lineage: Eukaryota; Metazoa; Chordata; Aves; Piciformes; Lybiidae
Gene: MYL10
Product: myosin light chain 10
Exons: 7
Coding region: 81-578 (165 amino acids)
Cellular component (GO): mitochondrion; cytoplasm
Molecular function (GO): calcium ion binding
Source: RefSeq, a predicted model, not a curated record
CACUAUAUAAAGGGAGAAUUGUGUGCCCUGUGUUUGCUGGCUGAGUAGGUGGCAGAAGGGGCUGAAGGAGCAGCAGCAGUAUGGCUCCCAAAAAGGCAAAGAAGAAGAUAGAAGGUGGGUCCAAUGUGUUCUCCAUGUUCGAACAGACCCAGAUCCAGGAGUUCAAAGAGGCUUUCACCAUCAUGGACCAGAACAGAGAUGGCUUCAUUGACAAAGCAGACCUGAGAGACACAUUCGCCGCGCUAGGUCGUCUGAAUGUCAAGAACGAAGAGCUUGAAGACAUGGUGAAGGAGGCGCCAGGGCCGAUUAACUUCACUGUCUUCCUUACUAUGUUUGGGGAAAAGCUGAAAGGCACGGACCCAGAGGAAACCAUUCUCAAUGCUUUCAAGAUUUUCGACCCAGAAGGAAAAGGCCACAUAAAGGCAGACUACAUCAAAGAAAUGCUUAUGACACAGGCAGAUCGGUUCAGCCAGGAAGAGAUCAACCAGAUGUUUGCUGCUUUCCCUCCAGAUGUCUCUGGUAACCUCGACUAUAAGAACCUCUGCUAUGUUAUCACCCACGGUGAGGAGAAAGACUAAGAGAAAGAGAAGAGCUUCUCCCCUGGUGAUGCACCAAGGAGGUUCAUGGUGCCUCUGUGUGCCAGUCUGGGAAGCCAUGUGGCCAUCAGCAGAGAACCAAUAAAGCAACUGACA